CGUCGUUCUGAGACUCAGUGUGAACCUCGAGCCAGUCCUUCACCUCCAUGACAAGCGCCGUCGCGUUCGCCGUCGACGUGCUGGUAUCCGAGGACGCCCUGCAGCUCCAUCUCCGACUCGAGAGCAAACGUGCGGCAGACACUUCUAAUGACAAUUGGCAACAUGUUAGAGACGAAUUUGUCACUUUAAAAGACGUCAACAUCGUCUCGCAGCUCAGUAGAGUGCAAUAUGCAUAUCGCCUAUCACUCCGACCAACUUCAAAUUCCCAACAAGCUGCCGCUUUUCCAUUCUACUUAGAAGCUCCGGUACUACCGUCUAGCCCCAGUUUCAGUGACGAAGGGGACAUGUGUCCACCUGAUAUUGGGACUUUUAGCGUUGCUGCAGACCAACUCCAAUGUCCCGUCGAAGAACAAGUUUUAGACUCGACUAGCGCGAGCCAAUUAGCUGCAAUGUUUGGAGGAACACUAGCAGCAGCACUUUUGGUUUAUUCACUACUGCCGUAUGUGCGUUCGAGAAACAGGACGAGACAACACAGUCGGUCGCGUACUCAAUCACAGACGAGCGAGGACCGACUGAGCUGGAGCAGUGACCAGCAUGAAGUGACGACUCCCACGACUCCUAAUGGAGCUAGCCGACGGAUGUGGGGGAGUUUGGGAAACGAUGGGAUUGAACCAGCGGGAGCUUAUCGAGCUGAAGUGCGAGAGACAAAGCGACAAACGGGGGCCAAUGGAAGCGCCGUUUCGGGGUCUGGAUCGGAGCUUUUGCUUGCUCAACUCCCCGAUUUUAAUGAUGAACGAGGUUGGCGUGACUUUUUCGACUCGCAGAUUUAUCACAAUGAGGCUCAAGAAGAGCAGCGUACUACUCCAAUUCCCACCACGCCGAGAAUCGCAAGAUACCGGUCAAUCAGAGACAGGAUCGACCGCGCAGCGAUGGAAGCUGCCAUGGAUGAAGCACAGACUUUCAACGAAUUCUGGCAGAUGUGA
This is a messenger RNA of Phytophthora infestans T30-4, 983 nucleotides long. RefSeq lists its product as uncharacterized. Lineage: Eukaryota; Oomycota; Peronosporomycetes; Peronosporales; Peronosporaceae. The record is from RefSeq and is a predicted model, not a curated record. The transcript has 5 exons. Bases 450 to 983 code for a protein of 177 amino acids.